AUGACGAUGAGGCAGUCGAGGUUCAAGAGGAUCUGCGUCUUCUGCGGCAGCAGCCAGGGCAAGAAGCGGAGCUACCAUGACGCCGCCAUUGAGCUCGGCAACGAGCUGGUGGCGCGGAGCAUCGACCUGGUGUACGGCGGCGGCAGCAUCGGGCUCAUGGGGCUCGUCUCCCAGGCCGUCUACGACGGCGGCCGCCACGUCAUCGGGGUCAUUCCCAAGACGCUCAUGACACCGGAGAUCAGCGGCGAGACGGUCGGUGAGGUGCGUCCGGUGGCCGACAUGCACCAGAGGAAGGCGGAGAUGGCGCGGCAGUCCGACGCAUUCAUCGCCCUGCCCGGAGGGUACGGCACGCUGGAGGAGCUGCUCGAGGUCAUCACGUGGGCGCAGCUGGGCAUCCACCACAAGCCGGUCGGGCUGCUGAACGUGGACGGCUACUACAACUCGCUGCUGACCUUCAUCGACAAGGCCGUGGAGGAGGGGUUCAUCAACCCCAGCGCCCGCCGCAUCAUCGUGCUCGCGCCCACCGCGCAGGAGCUCAUGGACAAGCUCGAGGAGUACGUGCCGUACCACGACAGGGUGGCGUCCACGCUCAACUGGGAGAUGGGCCACCUCGGCUACUGACGUGGCCACGCGUACACAGCCUGCGGCGGCGGCGGCGGCGGAAGCAAUCAUCUAGAACGGGGCAGGCGAUUGGAACCAUUGAUCGGUGAAGGAAGGAGGAGGAGAAGCUUAGCUUGCCGUCGGAUUGGGAUUUUAAUUUUCUCCCUAUUUAACUUGACGCAGAUCGGUUUGGAGUGUUCGUUUGUAUAUGAUGGUGGCCUUGUUGUUUGCUUCCACUGGGGUGCAAUGCUGUAGCAGCGAAAAGGACUUGACCGGUUCCUCCCCGCGCCGCCCCUGCUGCUGUAUGGUCUUGUAGUAUUAGCAGCUAGUGCCUGCCUAUGUAUGUUACUAGUUUCAAGAAGCUGAAUUCGAUUGACUACAGCAACUCAGCAAGUGUGUUAUACAAUGCAGUGCAGAUCUUUUGGAUCGAAA
This is a messenger RNA of Panicum virgatum (switchgrass), 1032 nucleotides long. Its product is annotated as probable cytokinin riboside 5'-monophosphate phosphoribohydrolase LOGL10. Bases 1 to 621 code for a protein of 206 amino acids. The record is from RefSeq and is a predicted model, not a curated record. NCBI's taxonomy places the organism in Eukaryota, Viridiplantae, Streptophyta, Magnoliopsida, Poales, Poaceae. Gene Ontology annotation, biological process: cytokinin biosynthetic process. Gene Ontology annotation, cellular component: cytosol; nucleus. The transcript is spliced from 7 exons. Gene Ontology annotation, molecular function: hydrolase activity, hydrolyzing N-glycosyl compounds.